This is a messenger RNA of Tricharina praecox, 1230 nucleotides long. Its product is annotated as ornithine decarboxylase antizyme-domain-containing protein. Gene Ontology annotation, molecular function: ornithine decarboxylase inhibitor activity. The transcript has 4 exons. The record is from RefSeq and is a predicted model, not a curated record. NCBI's taxonomy places the organism in Eukaryota, Fungi, Ascomycota, Pezizomycetes, Pezizales, Pyronemataceae. Bases 1 to 1029 code for a protein of 342 amino acids. Gene Ontology annotation, biological process: positive regulation of protein catabolic process. Gene Ontology annotation, cellular component: cytoplasm; nucleus.
AUGGCGAUGCUCAACAAUAGUAAACGCAAUAAUAAUUCCAGUAAUUACCGGUCCGGCAGCGGUCGUUCCAUGUCGCCCAAAAGCGCCUCCACCGCUCCCGUUCUCGCCAGCUGCUACGCCACCUCGGCUUGUUCGACGGUGGUUCAAGGAUUCCAUUACUCCAGUACGGGCACCAACGGAUACCCCAAAAGUCCCCCUUCACAGAGCAACGUGGAAGGCGCGCACCGCACGGGUGGAUACAUCCGCGCGCGCUCGCCAACCGCCUGCUCUGCCACGAAGGGGGCGUCGAGUACCAUCGCAAGGGAGUGUGAGAGACUUCUUUGUGGGGACAUGAGGCGAAUCUUCCUGGGUGGAAGGUUGGGUUCGCCAAGUGUUUCCCGUUCGAUGGGCUCGAUUCGCAAGAUCGGCAAUAACAACAAUAGCAACAAGAAAAAUGAAAACCAUCUCGGCGCUGCGAUCAGUGGCGUCAGCGAGGGUUACGAUAGUGAUGAUUCCGAUGAUUACGAUUACAGCAAUAGUACCAAUAACAACAACAACGACGACGACGACGACGGUCACUCUUUUAGUGGAGUGGAGAAAGGGGAUGGUGACGACAUGAGGUUCAUUGAAGUCUGGGACUACGUUGGGGGAACCAGUUUCAGGGGAUUCAUUGCGGAUAAGGAGCUGGCGCGGGGGAAGGUCGAGAAGACUCUGUUCUUGUUCUUCGAGCAUGUCGCAGGGACCCAGUUGAAGCAUGGGUUAAUGGCUCUUAUCGAACUGGCAACCGAAUGCUUUACCUGCGAUCGUCUGGUGAUUUGCCUCGAACGGAACGCAGAAGGUCUUCACGGCCUCGUCCGCGAUCUCGGCUGGGUAGGCUUCGAGCUGAUAACCCUCGCGCACUGGGUCCAAACCGAAAUCCCGCGUAACGGCGGCAUCGGCGGACCAGGUGUCAGAUGCGGUAGCUUCUCAUCUGUCAGCACCUCCUCGAGCGUGUUCUCGGACGACGAAAUCACCAGCGAAAAGUGGCUCUUUAUGGGAAUGGAGUUGUAGGCCAGUGUCCUUGGGGGGUUGGGUUGGGUUGUUUCCUUCAUCAAAAAUCAUUCCUUUGUCGAUUGUUCAUGGCUUGUUUGUUUGUGAUUUACUCUGUGUGAAGGAUGAGCACGUAGCUUUCUUUUCUGGGUAUUCCUUGUGUAUGGUGUGUGCCUUGCUUUCUACAUAUCUUGCUUUUGCUUUUUUGCCUUGUCUGUCUGU